UAAUAAAAUCUCGCUCGCGGACAAAAUGCGCCGCGAAACCUCGUUUGUCGUUCUUCUUGUCUGCAUUUGCGCGCUCGUGGACGCCGCAACCGCGACGUGCACCGUCACCAAGCACGAGGACGGACGAAGCGAACGUUUGAAAUGUUUCAACGUGACUCUGCAAGCGAUUUCCAACGGCUCGUUCGUCACAAGCGACAUUCUGAUCUUUCAAUCGUCGAUUGAGACAAUUCCCGAUCGGGCGUUUCUGAAAUACAACGAAAAUCUGAUAUCUCUGAACGUGCACGACUGCGGCAUCAAAGAGAUUUCAAGCUACGCUUUCGACGGUCUGAGAUAUCUAAAGAAAAUCGGUCUGUCGUACAACAACAUCACGAACGUGAGAUAUCAAUGGUUCGUCGGUCUGACGUCUCUCGAGCAAUUGGAUCUCUCGUACAAUCACGUAGCGUCGAUCGAGCCCGACGUUUUUAAGGAACUGCGAGGUCUGAGGAGACUCGACGUCCGAGGAAAUCGUUUGACGUGUUUGGAACCGGUCCAGCUCGCGCCUAUGACGGGUCUCGAGAAGCUUCGGUUUUCCGGAAAUCCCCUGACCUUCAGAUGCCGCAGCACGUUGACGCUGUGGCUGCAAGAUCUGGGUAUCGGUUACAGGACCGAGCAGCGCGGGGAGGACGAUUGGCUGGACAAUAUCUUGUGGCUUUGCACCGCGGAUGACGGCAAAGUGGCCGAAUCCGAGAUUCUGAUGAAAGAGUGCGUUAUUCUGAAUCUGUUCAAUCAGCUGCGAACCGGUUUAUCAACAGCCGAAUCGUCUCCACUCUUCGUUCCUCAGGAUUGCAUUUACAUGAGAAACCAACUCACGCAAUGUGUCGCCCGCAAUUACAGACACGGCAGGGAAGUCGUCACCAACGGGCACGUAGUGAGGAAACUGUUGCGACAGUUGUACGAAACCAAGUCGACUGUGUAACGCGCGACAGAUACACAAUUGUGCACAACAAUUGUUGAAACUUUUUAAAAUUCUUUCGCUAAAUAACGCGUUACCUACUUAAAACUAUGGUUUUUGCUGAAAUACAAAAAUUUGCAAUGUAAUAACAAUUACGUUCUGAAAUGUAAAACUUGUCUAAUUGUUCCGAUAAAAAAAUUAAUUUUCACAAAUAUUAUCUUCUAUAAAUAAAUAAAUA
Messenger RNA from Pseudomyrmex gracilis, 1169 nucleotides. Its product is annotated as peroxidasin homolog. The coding region runs from base 26 to 955 and encodes 309 amino acids. Lineage: Eukaryota; Metazoa; Arthropoda; Insecta; Hymenoptera; Formicidae. The transcript has 3 exons. The record is from RefSeq and is a predicted model, not a curated record. Gene Ontology annotation, molecular function: protein binding.